AUGACUCAAAACUCAUUUAAGACUUUACAGGAAGUUUUGCUCCUUAGUCUGGAAAAAAAGCUAAUAGAUGACGAAGAAUUUGCCGUGCUGUAUGAAGAAUUCACUCCACAAAACCUUCCGUUUCGCCACUGGGAUUACGAAAAAUUUUCCCUCGAAAACAAAGACCCAGCAGAGUGUAAGGCAGACUUCAGAUUUGAAAAGAGUGACAUCUCAUUGCUGGUGCAUGUUUUACAGAUGCCUGAUACCUUCACAUGUCCGAAUGGUACCGUUUGUGAUUCAACAGAAGGACUUUGUGUUAUACUAAAGCGCUUUAGCUAUCCAUGUAGGUUGUCUGAUAUGAUUUCUACUUUUGGUCGAUCAGUACCCGAGCUCAGCAUGAUUAGUAAUGAAGUCACUGAAUGGAUGUACAAUGUUCAUGGCCAUAGGAUUACCGAAUGGAAUCAUUUCAUUAUGUCUCCUAACCUACUGCAAACGUACUCUGAAGCAAUUCAUGACAAAGGUGCCGCCUUGGAAAACUGUUUCGGCUUUGUUGAUGGAACGGUUCGUCCCAUAUCAAAACCAGGAGUCAAUCAGAGAGCUGUUUACAAUGGCCACAAGCGCGUUCACGCCCUUAAAUUUCAAUCCUUGGCCCUACCAAAUGGAUUGAUUGGCCAUCUGUUUGGACCAGUAGGUAAGGGUAUAUUAAUUCAUUUUUUAUGUUUUUACUUGGAGAGACAUUUUUAUCACUUAUGUGAACUUAAAAGUUAGAUUGAUUUUUUUUUUUCAUAAUGUUAAUCUGACGUUUCUUGAUGACUCCCUCCUGGUCUCUCAAAUCAGAGGUAUUUUCAGUAGCUCCCACUUUCAAUUGUUAUUAGAGGAAAUGGUUGUCCUGUCACCACAGACAAAUAAAUUAUAAAUAAUUUUCUGACUUAUAGGCCAUAAGUACCUGGACUGUAAGAAUAAUAGCCAGCGAAUCCUAUGUUUUUUGCCUACUCAAUUACUAAGGUAAUCAAUGGUCUAUAUAGGUAACAGUUUGUCAGUCAGCCAAUGUGUGACUGAUUGUGGUUCAAAAUUAAUUUUUUUGGCUCUUGUUCAGAGGGACGAAUGCAUGAUGCGAGAAUGCUGGACACAUCUGGCCUCUAUGUUGACCUGGCACAGUUCGCCUUUUCCCCUGCUGGACAGGAGAUGUGUAUCUACGGGGAUCCGGCAUAUCCUCUACGUACCCAUCUGCAGUGCCCCUUCAGAAAUGGGGUGUUAACAAGACAAAUGGAAGAGUUUAAUGCAUCUAUGAGUUCUGUACGUACAAGUGUGGAAUGGUUGUUUGGAGACCUUAUAAAUUAUUUCAAGUUUCUCGAUUACAAAAAGAAUCUCAAAAUUGGCCUUAGCCAUGUAGGAAAAAUGUACAUUGUUUGUGCACUUUUGCGGAAUGCUUUAACAUGUCUCUACCGCAAUACGACUGCUGACUACUUUGGCCUUGACCCACCAUCACUAGUCGAUUACUUUAGCUAA
This is a messenger RNA of Porites lobata, 1488 nucleotides long. The record is from the annotation of a GenBank genome assembly. Lineage: Eukaryota; Metazoa; Cnidaria; Anthozoa; Scleractinia; Poritidae.